AUGCAAGUCGAGGGCGAGGACGAUGACGUGAGGGAUUCCUGGUAUGUCACUUUUUCGGCGGCCGGCAAGGUCUCCGGCGGAGAGCGGCAGCGCCGAGCGACGGCGCCCGUGGCGGGAGACAGGCCGCCACCAGGUGCUCCAAAAUCGGGCGCCCGGCCUCACAGCUGCAGGAGGCCAAAGCCCAGGAAAGGAGUCGAGCGAAAGCUGCGAGCCGGAGACGACACUGAGGCUGUCCAUGAACAAUGGACGGUCCCUAAAUUUCAUUCCGAGGAGGGAUUCCCAGAAGGCCUGUACGACGAAGCCUGCCAAAUCUUGUACCUGUUCUAA
Ostreobium quekettii is the source of this 327-nucleotide messenger RNA. Lineage: Eukaryota; Viridiplantae; Chlorophyta; Ulvophyceae; Bryopsidales; Ostreobiaceae. The record is from the annotation of a GenBank genome assembly.